AUGGUCAUCAUCCCCACAACUCAUGGCGACGAAGGCAAACCACGCUGCCAGCGCUGCAUCGACGGCAACUUUGAGUGCCAGUACGGCCCUCGACUGACGUUCUUGAACAAGAAUGCAUUGACAGUCUCACCGUCGCCAAGGGCGGCGACUGAGGCGACGACGCCAAAGUACUCGAGGCUCCAAUUCGUGAGUCCCGGGACCGCGAAACAGGGCGCAAAAGACGGCUCUGCCUCUCCUCCACCUCAGAAACCUCAAAAUGCACCCACGACGAAUAAUGCGCCGCCGCCGCCACAUCCUCCCCCAGCGCAGACACCAACUAUCGUGACAUUCCAAGCAAAUCCCCAACCCCUAGAGCCCCCGACUCCGAAGCCGCAUCCCAUCGAGCCUGGCAUCUCGCAGAAUCACCACCCGCCGCCGCCCCCGCCAACAACACAAUGGCGCGCGCAGAGCGUAGGCCACGAGAGCUUAUCCUCGCCCGUGCGGAAUCUAGACAUCACGGGCAAACUGAACGGGACCUCGUCCAACAACGAUGCCGCCUACGAAACCGCUCUCAACGUGCUGCUAUCUCUUGGCAGCGAGGGCACGACGACGACAGGCCUGGUGCAGUCUCCUGACCAGGGCUCCGGGUCCUUUGGGAUCGGCGCAGACGGCAUCGGCGUGAGUCCGAAAGAUUUGAUGUCCGUCUCGCCGGGCUCGGUCCGGGAACGGAGGGGUUCGAGUGUGGUGGCCUCCGCUGCGAAGAGCAUCUCGCAGGAUCGACUGCUUCAGUUGUUGCGCCACUUCAGGUACCAGGUCGCGCCUUGGCUCGAUCUUUGCGACAUGAGCCAAACCUUUGGCCUCUACGUGCCCCGCCUCGCCAUCGAGAGCGAGGGUGUUCUCCACGCCCUCCUCGCCGUCGCAGCAACGACAGACCCGCGCGCGAUGACGAACGACGCCGAGUAUCUCAAGACCCUUGCCGAGGCAGCACCUUGGAACCAAAACAGUUCGAAUAAUAUUAAUGACGGCGACCUGGCACAUUUGACGUUGUCGACAGCCUGCCGGUUCAUCACUGAUAUCCCCAACGGGUGGCACGAGUUACCCAUCGUCAUCAACGACAACUUCUGGGCCGUGGCCUUGGCGGAAGCAAGCCAGAAGACAAUCGUUAUUCUCUCUGUCUUGAUCAGACUAGAGCUCGCAGCCGCCCUCGUAACAGGCUCCCCCAUCUCCGUCCCCGAGCAGCUAAACUACAACCCCAUGUCGCAGCAGUGGAACACCUCCUCCACCGUCGCAGAGACCAUCUUUCAGUACACCAUCGAGCCUCUCCUCCUCUGUGCCAAGGUCGUCAACUUCUGCAGCGGCAGCUUCCCGCCGCAGACCACCACUCCCAAUGCCAACGGCGCUACCCCUCUCACGCCCGUCCACCGCUGGACGAUGCUCAGCGACGCGCUGGGCCUGUGGUACACCAACCGCGCGCAGGAGUUCCGGCCGAUGGUCGAGAUCGACGGCGGCGACGAGACCCUCUUCCCCAUCAUCCUCUUCACCAACGGCGCCGCCGUCUUCGCGAACCAGCUCUACCACACCGCGAUGCUGCUGCUCCUGCAGAACAAGCCGCGCACGCUACAGGCCGCGGCGGGGACGAAGAAGUCGAGCGGCAGCUCCUCGUCGGCGACGUCGCCGCUGUGGCACGCGCAGAGGGUGUGCGGCAUCGCGCUGAACAACGACCGCCGCGACAGCUGGGACCUGUGUCUCGUGGCGUCGCUGUACCUCGCGGCGCAGCGGAUGACGUACGAGCCGCAGCAGCGGGCGAUUCUGGAGUGUUUUGAGCGCGUGAAGGCGCUGGCUGGGUGGAAUGUUGACGGGUUCGCGGCCAGGGUGAGGGAAGAUUGGGGGUUGGUGUAA
Messenger RNA from Colletotrichum gloeosporioides, 1878 nucleotides. RefSeq lists its product as uncharacterized. Gene Ontology annotation, molecular function: DNA-binding transcription factor activity, RNA polymerase II-specific; transcription cis-regulatory region binding; zinc ion binding. The transcript has 5 exons. Gene Ontology annotation, biological process: positive regulation of transcription by RNA polymerase II. Gene Ontology annotation, cellular component: nucleus. The record is from RefSeq and is a predicted model, not a curated record. NCBI's taxonomy places the organism in Eukaryota, Fungi, Ascomycota, Sordariomycetes, Glomerellales, Glomerellaceae. The coding region runs from base 1 to 1878 and encodes 625 amino acids.